Messenger RNA from Phragmites australis (common reed), 849 nucleotides. RefSeq lists its product as uncharacterized. The record is from RefSeq and is a predicted model, not a curated record. NCBI's taxonomy places the organism in Eukaryota, Viridiplantae, Streptophyta, Magnoliopsida, Poales, Poaceae. The transcript has a single exon. The coding region runs from base 172 to 675 and encodes 167 amino acids.
CGGCCCAACGGUCGCGAGCCCCUUUCCCGCCAGCGACUCUAUUAAUGCUAUCGCUUCCACGCUCUCCAGCGCAGUCCAUCCCUCGCACCCCGCCCUUUCCCCUCGAUCUCUUCGCUCUCGCUCACAGGUCCUGAUCGAGAAAGAAGCAGCCGGUGCGGCGCUGGGUGAUCGAUGGCGAGCGGAGGGCGCGCGGCGCACAAGGCGUUCCUGCUGUGCGACUACACGCUGCUGGGGGCCGCGUCGGCCUGCAUCUUCCUCACGCUCUCGCUCCGCCUCGUCCCGUCCACGUGCGGCCUGCUCCUCGUCUUCCUCCACGCGCUCACCGCCGUCUUCGCCGCCGCGGGUUGCUCGGGCUCCUUCACCGACGGCGGCGCCGGGGCCGGCCGCGCGCACGCGGCGCACACCGCGGGGGCCGUCCUCACCGCCAUCUUCCAGGGCGCCGCCGCGCUGCUCGCCUUCACCCGCACGGCCGACUUCCUCGCCCAGCUGCGGUCCUAUGUCCGGGAAGAGGAUGGCCAGGUGAUCCUGAAGCUGGUGGGCGGGCUCGGCGCUGCCAUCUUCGUGCUCGAGUGGGCCGCGCUCGCCCUCGCGUUCGCUCUCCGGCUCGACGACGGCGGCGGCGAGGAGGCGGAUGCCGAGUACUCUAAGAGCUGGAUGUCAGGUUACCAUGUCUGAUUCUGCUGUGAUCCAGCAUUGGAGAGCCUGAAUCCUGGAGACUGGAGAGAUAAUGCACAUAAAUCAGAAAUGAGGUAUCUUUUUUUGGUUCUGUUUAUUUACAGAUUGGUGGAUCUAUUCAGCUGUUGUUACCGUGAUCAUGUACUAGAGCGCAAAGGCAAACGUAUAGCUUUG